AUGGAACAAGCUGGCAGUAGCAGCAGCAAGAGGAAAGGCAAAGGGGUAGCUAGUAGCAGCAGUGCUGCAGAAACUGACACUUCAUGGCCAUUCAAGUUAAAACUCAAACUAGCCAACUUAUAUACUGAUCUCCUCAAGCUUGACCCCUCAAAGGAGUUUGAAGAGCAUGUUGUAGGGGCCAUGAGUGAGGCUAACCGCAAGCUACUGGAGGACUGGAAACCAGUUUAUAUCUCAGUGUGUGAUGUAACUGAUGCUGUUGAUACUUGUCAAACUUACAGCAUGAAGUUGGAAAAGAAAGAGUCUUACUGGUUUGGACCUGGUUUUUUUACUCAUCAGCCGCCCCCUACUGACACUUAUUGA
Molecule: messenger RNA, 360 nt
Organism: Prunus armeniaca (apricot)
Lineage: Eukaryota; Viridiplantae; Streptophyta; Magnoliopsida; Rosales; Rosaceae
Source: the annotation of a GenBank genome assembly